Uloborus diversus is the source of this 4203-nucleotide messenger RNA. Its product is annotated as cell adhesion molecule DSCAM-like. Bases 1 to 2253 code for a protein of 750 amino acids. Lineage: Eukaryota; Metazoa; Arthropoda; Arachnida; Araneae; Uloboridae. Gene Ontology annotation, biological process: cell-cell adhesion. The transcript is spliced from 15 exons. Gene Ontology annotation, molecular function: protein binding. The record is from RefSeq and is a predicted model, not a curated record.
AUGAAGAUGAAAAAUGUCGCAUUUAGUGAAAGUUGCGUGAAGUUUCUGCUGCUGUUAUUGUUACUGGCAACUCUUUCAAGCUGCUACAAACCUUCUGGUUCUCCGAAGAUUCAGCCAUUUACAUUUCCUGAAAAGCUUACAGAAGGGCAGAAAGCGAGAGCUCUAUGUGCUCUUAUAGAAGGAGUCAGCCCCUUCAAGUUCGCCUGGUAUAGAAACGAACAGCCAUUAUCAUCUUCAUCACACAUAACUAUUCAAAACAGUGAAGAAUAUUCCGUUUUACUCAUCAAUUCAUUAAUGACUGAACAUGCUGGGAACUACACCUGCGUAGUUAUUAGUGGAACCGGCAGGGAUUCUCACACAUCGCAGUUAAUUGUCAAUGUUCCUCCAUCCAUUCAAGAAGAUCCACAAGACCAAACACUGCAGGAAGGGAAAGACGCUACAUUUAUUUGUCGCGGUACAGGAUUUCCGCAACCUACUAUAACGUGGAGUAAAGGUAAAGAGGCCAACGAUAAAUCACAGAACGAACGUAUGCAAGUUUUUGCAAAUGGAAGCCUUUUGAUUUCUAAUAUUCAAAAGACUGAUGAAGGAAUGUAUAGCUGUACUAUAAGCAACAGCAUAGGGCAAGAUUUGCGUAAAUUAGUAUCUUUAACUGUUAUUGUUCCGGCACAUUUCAAAAGGAAAUUCGAAGUUCAGAAUGUGCGUAGAGGUGAAACUGCCACUCUUAAAUGCGAAGCAGUUGGAGACAAACCUUUGAGCAUUACAUGGACAAAAGAUAAAGCAGAAAUUGAUUUUAAAAAGCAUACAAGGUUGGAAAAGUUUGAUCGUGACGUGGAGAAAGGUUUGAGUUCUGAACUCAUCAUUCGCACUGCAGAUCGAAAAGACGGCGCUCUGUACGGAUGCUUAGCAAAAAAUGAAUAUGGGACUGACGAGCGAAACAUCAAACUUCUCGUAAUUGAAGUUCCAGCAAAACCCAUAGAUGUGAAACUUAAGGAAGUUUGGAGCAGGACAGCCAGCAUAGUGUGGUAUGCGCCCUACACAGGAAACAGCCCAAUUACGAAAUACAUCGUUCAGUACUGGAGAGACAGAGGCGGACCCCAUCGACUUUUAGAAGAGACAGUUCCAAACAGCCAAACGACAGUUUUACUGAAGAACUUGCAGCCAGGUACUCCAUAUGCAGUAACAGUCCUUGGAGAAAAUGAGAUAGGACAAGGGCAACCUUCCGAUAUUUUGAAAUUCAUAACAGGCGAAGAAGAGCCAAGUGGGCCUCCUACUGACGUUUGGAUCGAAGCGAAAAGUUCAAGCUCUAUAUUGGUAACAUGGAAGGCUCCUCCAAGAGAAUUGUGGAACGGUGAGCUCCGUGGCUACUACGUCGGGUACAAAGUGGACGGAUCUUCUCCUUCGUAUUUCUUCAAAACAGUGGACAACGCUGCAAACGACAGUCAAGAAUACCUCCUCACAAAUCUCAUGAAGUCCACCAAGUACAACAUUGUUGUGAAAGCGUACAACAGUGCGGGCACCGGGCCACCCUCACAAGAUCUUGUGGCAAAGACACUUGAUGGAGAUGUACCCGAAGCUCCAGCUUUCACAGUUGUCGCAGCAUCUGAAUCGAAAAUAAGUUUACGAUGGGGCGACCCGCCUUCACGAAACAUUCCAGUGACAGGAUAUACCUUGCACUACAAAAAGGAAGGCGGCGAGUGGUUCCACAUUCCCAUCAUAGCGUCCAGCAGCAAGAAUCGCUUCACCAUCACCGGUUUGGAAAGUUCCACCCCAUACAAGAUCUACAUAACUGCUUCGAAUCAGUACGGCAAUGGAGAAGCAAGUGAUAUCACUACUGUCACCACAUCUAUGAAAGGUUUUGUUAUUGGGAACACAGAAACGUAUGUAGAUCUUUCUGUAAUAGUUCCAGUAGCUGCUUGCAUCCUGGCUUUUAUUGUGGUUGCCAUAGUUGUCAUAAUUUACUACAGAAAAUCAAAGGCUCGAAACAAUCUAGAAAGAGCUCUUCAGGGAGGAAAACCUUUCCCAUACACUGGCUCGACACAGCGUUAUAUCGACAUCGACAAAACCAGGCUUCCCGCCGAGCCAGGAACUCUCACUUCCUCUUAUGCCACCAUCCCCCCACAAGAAAUCACGGAAGAAGGCACGCAAGAAAUGAAAGCAUUUAUGCACGGGAAUAUGAAGGACAGACCACUUCCUUCAAAGCCUUCCUCCAUGAAGAAGAAAAGCAAGGGGCACGUUUACGACACUGCGCAGUGAAAAUAGCUCCCCACAGUUAUGUACAUAAGAACAUUAGUAACCUAGUGUGCUGCCAUCGACGGAUUGUAUGUCCAGUAAUUAGUACUUGUGGAACUUUUUGUUAUUUUAUAUACUCCAUUCAAUUCCCGCGUUGAUAGAAUCUCUACACUUAUACAUUUCAUGUUCGUUGAAAUCAUACGUUUUGUCUUUGGUUUUACGAAAAUUUUUGAAAAAUAAGAAAUGAUUGGAUUCACUUGAGUUCUUGAAAUGAGCUUCUUGGAUGUAAUUUCAGGUUUGUUGUGAUGACGAAAAAACCAUUAGUCCCAUAGGUGGGGAAAACAGUAAUAGAUUUCCAUUUGAGUAAAGAAACGGCAAAAUUGGCGAAUGAUGCAAGUGAUGAGCGAUGACUACGGCUACUUAUACUACUAGUAGGUUCCUACUUAUUAAACCUAAACCCUAAAGAUAGAUCACACGUAAUUGCUGAUAAGAACCUACUAGUCCUCAUAUUACUAGUAGGUUCCGCCCCCCGCUCGCUACAACUCGCUCGAUCAUAUUUUUCAUUGUUGAAAUGCUGGGAUUUCCAGAGCGCAGUUAUGUCAAAUUGGUGAGAGAGAAGCUUAAAUGCCAGAGAAAACUUAUAAAACCACCACAUUGGAUCAAUGAAUCGGCAUUUUUGCUUUUCAAAACGAGGUUUUGAUUAUUCAUUGCGUAAUAUAUGACGAUUGUUUAACACCAAACUGUUCAAGCACUACAGAGCGCGGAUAUAGUUAAAUUCAAAUAUUCUGUGUAAGAAACAUACAUUUUAUGUAAUUACCAAUUCGUUUCCGCAAAAUAUAACCACUCAGAAACAUCACCUAAAGUGACUUAUCAUGACAGAAAACUCAGAUAUGCAGACAAGCGCUUUGAUCCAAAAUGGCGGAGGAGUCGGCCUGUACGCUCUUUAAAUGCAUCUUAAUUAAAUAAAAUCAAUAGUAUUAUCCGCUUGUGCAAUACAGUCCACGUUUAGAAUUGUAGUACCUGUUUCUUACGAAGUGAUGACUAGCAAGAUUUUUCAAAAUAAUAAUUUAGUUGUGACAAUAAUGACAACUAUAGCAAUAACAGUAAUCAGUUCUCGAUUAUUCUUGCCCCACCAGAUCCUUAAUUACAUCUCAGAGGCUAUGGACCAUAACGACGAAUUGAACGAACUGAGAUUUUAUUUUGUACCCUAAAGAUAGAUCACACGUGAUUGCUGAUAAGAAAUAUUCCCUCGCACUAUUGGUGUAAAUAAAUAUUGAAUGACUUUUAAGAGAUUAUGUACCAAAGAUAUUUAACAAAACUUUGAAUGGAAAAUCUUGAAUUUUGGAGAAAAAAAUCUAAUUAUUAUGUGUAAACGUAAUAAAAUAGAUGCGUUGGAAUUUCCAACACAAGCAAAAAACAUUGGAAAAUAAUUUAUAGCUUCAGAGAAAAAUGCGUAUUAACGUACAGUUCAAAACUCGUUUUGAUGUACAGUACAACAUAUAGUUCAAAACUUGCUUUAAUGUACAGUUCAAAUCUUGAUCAAAAUUGCUAUGAAAAAUAUUUUACCCUAAAUUAAAAACGAACAUUGUUUAGCGAUUAUUUUUAAUUAUGUUGAAUUGAAGCGCAAAAAAAGUUAAAAAAAUACUUUUAUCAAUGAGAUUCCACAACAUCAAUGGGUGUAUGUGAUAUUUCUGAAGAUUUGAAUGGUAACUAUUGAUAAAACAAUCUUUUCCACCAUUCUCAUCAUUAUAUACUUUUUUGAAUUUUUGAAUUACCUUUUACGCAUUACCAACUGUAAUUUAUGUUACAUACCAAUUUUACAUUUGAUUUUAGUCUUAAACUGUUACAUCUUAAGAUACAUAUCUUUUUAUUAUUUACGUUUACUGUAUAAAAUCUAUGUCAUAUUGUUAUGUUGUACUGUUACCUUUGUACCGGCGACUUUGAUACUUAAACUUUAUUAUUGCUUUACGAAUA